Molecule: messenger RNA, 555 nt
Organism: Owenia fusiformis
Lineage: Eukaryota; Metazoa; Annelida; Polychaeta; Sabellida; Oweniidae
Source: the annotation of a GenBank genome assembly
AAUAGACCAACGAUAGAUCCACUCACUGUGUGUAACUGUGUUAGUAUAGAACAACGCAGUUCUAAACGCUAAGUUUCUGGGAAGUCAUACAAAAUUAAGAGCUUUACAGUGCAUGUAUCUAGUAUGGAGGACAGUUAGAAAGGACAAAGGAUAAAUAUAUACAAUGCACAAACAAUGAGGAGACUGCUCCGGUACUACAAUGGAAGCCAAUAAGAAUCUAACCCUGGACCUAGGACUUCCCUCUACAGUCUCUCCAGCACCAACCACAAAUUCUACCCCAAUUGACCCUGCUAAGGAGCAUGAAGAACUUGUGUUAAACAUUGUAAUUCCAAUAUUUGUAAUCAUAGCAUUCAUUGCUACACUUUUCAUGGUCUUCCACUGGCCCAGUAAACAAGCUGAUCCAGAGAGUUCUGGUAACUUGGAACUUAAACCUAUGCAGGGCAAAGCAAAGGAGGGAAGAAAAAAGAGGAAAAGAUAUGGCAGCAUCAAUGAAGCUUGUGAUGAAGAAUUAGAAAUUGUUCAAGAAGUGAAAUAAAUACAAUAUAACAUUUCUCA